Neoarius graeffei (lesser salmon catfish) is the source of this 3321-nucleotide messenger RNA. RefSeq names its product glutamate receptor, ionotropic, N-methyl-D-aspartate 3A (gene grin3a). The record is from RefSeq and is a predicted model, not a curated record. Gene Ontology annotation, cellular component: postsynaptic membrane; plasma membrane. The transcript has 9 exons. Bases 1 to 3321 code for a protein of 1106 amino acids. Gene Ontology annotation, biological process: synaptic transmission, glutamatergic; modulation of chemical synaptic transmission; ionotropic glutamate receptor signaling pathway. Lineage: Eukaryota; Metazoa; Chordata; Actinopteri; Siluriformes; Ariidae. Gene Ontology annotation, molecular function: transmitter-gated monoatomic ion channel activity involved in regulation of postsynaptic membrane potential; NMDA glutamate receptor activity.
AUGCCGUCCCCGGGGAUUUGGGAAACACUGAGCAGGUUGGUGUUGAUUCUGUCGCUCGCACCGGGUGCUUUGGUGCUCAUUUGGACGCCCAAGUGCCUCCUGGCGCACCCGCAGCCAUGUCAGAUCAUGAAACGGAUCGGGCACAUGGUGCGAGUGGGAGCUGUGCAUCUUCAGCCCCGCGCUGUGACACACAGUUCCCUCAUCAGGACCAAGUGGGAUUGGGAUGCGAACAGAGAACCGGCCUGGGAAGUCAGGAAAAGUGGGAGUGAACGAGGUGCGAGGGCUGGGAGGACUAAAGGCUCGACUACGACCCAACAAAAAAGCGCGAAAAAUAAAAAAGUCGCAGAGAGCGCGUUUGUGCCCAAAGACUCCAUCUUCCUGGCUGCGGAGAUUCUAAAUCGAGUCCCGAACCUGUUACCGUACAACUUGUCACUGGAGAUAGUCAUGGCUGUGGGAAUAGGACUGGGAGAGCUGCCAGCUUUCGCCUUCUCUUCUUCACCACCACCUGUGGGUUCCGACCCCAUGUCCUUCCUGCACAGUGUGUGUCACACGGUCGUGGUUCAGGGCGUUUCAGCCAUCAUGGCGUUUCCUGAGAACAGAGAUGAGUUCGUCAAGUUGGAGUUCGUGUCCUCGUCGCUGCACGUUCCGGUCAUCAGCGUCGUUCAACACGAGUUCAGGCGUCAGAGUCGGAACUCACUCCAUUUCCAGAUGGCCAUGCAGAAUCCCCAGACUCCUCAGGCGAACUUAAUCUACUCUCUUCUUUCCAUUAAUAAUUGGUAUGAUGUGAGCCUGCUGAUGUGCCAGGAGCUGAAUAUUUCCCAGUUCAUCUUCCUGCUUCGCAACAACUCAAAAUUUCACUUGGGUUCCAUUGUCAACAUUUCCACCAACAGCAGCAGCAAAAGUGACUUUCAGACAUCCCUGCAGGGUCGCAUGACCUCCAUCAGGGACAUAAUGUCCACCAUUGUGACUUUUGGUUGUGAUAUUCGGGACAUAAAGAGGAUCUUUAUAACCAUAGCAAAGCUUGGUUUAGUGCUGCCAGACUAUCAUUGGAUUAUAGGUGACUCUCAGAACGUGGAGGAGUUAAGGACUGAGGGGCUGCCGAUGGGCCUUAUGGCACAUGGGCAAAUGAGGCAGCCUGCUCUGGAUCACUACGUCCAGGACUCUUUGGAAUUUAUUGCCAGGGCUGUUGGAUCAGCUGCCACUGUGUCUCCAGAGCUGGCGCUUAUCCCUGGCAUCACAAACUGCAUGGUGAUUGAGGAUAAAAAUCUCACCUCAGGAAAAUAUUUGUCCAGGUUCAUGGCCAACACAUCAUUUGAUGGGCUAAGUGGCUACAUUCAUGUUCAAGAUGGAUCUACCAUUAUCUCCGAAAGCCAUCACUUUAUUUGGAAUCUGCAGCAUGACCCAUUAGGGAACCCUGCAUGGACACGACUUGGUAGCUGGAAGCAGGGUAAAGUGGUAUUGGACUAUGGUGUUUGGCCUAGCAAGAAACGUUCACACCCAGGCAGCGAUUGGAGGCAUUCGUCCAGGUUGCACCUGCGGGUAGUGACACUGGUAGAGCACCCUUUUGUAUUCACACGAGAGGUGGAUGAUGAUGGUCAGUGCCCAGCAGGGCAGCUGUGCCUCGACCCACUCACCAAUGACACAGCGCUUCUUGAUGCCCUUUUCCAUGGCCUGCAGUCUGGUAACAGCACAGUGCCCACCGAGCUCAAGAAGUGCUGCUAUGGAUAUUGCAUUGACUUGCUGGAGAAGCUGGCUGAGGAUGUGGGUUUUGAUUUUGACCUCUAUAUUGUGGGAGAUGGAAAGUAUGGUGCCUACAAGAAUGGCCGAUGGACAGGCCUGGUGGGUGACCUACUGAGUGGCGCGGCACAGCUGGCUGUAACUUCAUUUAGCAUCAACUCAGCUCGCAGUCAGGUUAUCGACUUCACCAGCCCUUUCUUCUCCACCAGCCUGGGCAUUCUGGUGAGGACAAGAGAUACAGCAGCACCCAUUGGUGCCUUCAUGUGGCCCUUACACUGGAGCAUGUGGCUGGGGAUCUUUGCAUCACUCCAUGUUACUGCUGUAUUUCUUACCCUGUAUGAAUGGAAGAGCCCAUUUGGGAUGACACCCAAAGGCCGAAACAGGGACCGUGUCUUCUCCUUCUCUUCAGCACUCAAUGUUUGUUAUGCCAUCUUGUUUGGCAGGACAGCUGCCAUCAAGCCACCCAAGUGCUGGACAGGCCGCUUUCUAAUGAACCUUUGGGCCAUAUUCUGUCUGUUUUGUCUAUCAACGUACACAGCCAAUCUGGCUGCUGUGAUGGUUGGGGAAAAGACAUAUGAGCAGCUUUCAGGUAUACAUGACCCCAAGCUCCAUCAUCCAUCGCAGGGUUUCCGAUUUGGGACUGUACGAGAGAGCAGUGCUGAGGAUUACGUGAAAAAAAGCUUUCCAGAGAUGCAUGAAUACAUGAGGCGAUAUAAUGUUCCUACAACCCCUGAUGGAAUAGGCCACCUUAAGGAUGAUCCUCAAAAACUAGAUGCGUUUAUUAUGGACAAAGCCCUCUUAGACUAUGAAGUGUCCAUUGAUGCUGACUGUAAGACUCUCACAGUGGGGAAACCAUUUGCAAUUGAAGGCUAUGGCAUUGGUCUCAAACAGAAUUCAGCUCUGACUUCAAAUAUCUCUGAGCUGGUUAGCCAGUACAAGUCUGAUGGAUUUAUGGACAUGCUGCAUGACAAGUGGUACAAAGUGGUGCCCUGUGGGAAAAGAAGUUUUGCUGUGACAGAGACUUUACAGAUGGGGAUUAAACAUUUCUCAGGGUUAUUUGUCAUGCUGUGCGUAGGAGUCGCUUUGUCUCUCCUCACCACUAUUGCUGAACAUGUUGUUCAUCGCUGGGUGAUACCCAAGAUGCAGAACAAGCCACAGUACUGGCUUCAUACAAGUCAAAGACUGCAUCGAGCACUUAACCCGACCUUCAAUGAAGACAAAUUAUCAACUGUUGCAAAACCUGAAAAAAGGUGCAACAUUGGGAACAACCAGCAAAAUCUCUGGAACGUCUGUGAAAACUCAGGCUGCCCUCGUCGUCGCCUUUCCAACCAGGAGGAUCAGCAGAACAAUCUGGAGUGUUUACAGUGUAAAGAUCUCCCUCCUCCUCCUCAGCUGAAGAGACAGCUUCCUCUUCAGUCGAAUGGGAAAACGGACCUGCUGGGCCUGGCACACAGCCCCAUAGUGCAGGAGCUGACUGACCUGGAGACCCACAUUCAGAUCAUCAAACAGCAGCUGCAGCUGGCCAUGAAGAAGAAAAAAGAGCUGGAACAGUCCCAGAGAACCAACAUGGCACCCGAGUCCUAG